Huiozyma naganishii CBS 8797 is the source of this 753-nucleotide messenger RNA. It is a transcript of the gene GPP2, whose product is annotated as glycerol-1-phosphatase HOR2. The transcript has a single exon. Gene Ontology annotation, biological process: glycerol biosynthetic process; response to osmotic stress. Lineage: Eukaryota; Fungi; Ascomycota; Saccharomycetes; Saccharomycetales; Saccharomycetaceae. Gene Ontology annotation, molecular function: sn-glycerol 1-phosphatase activity; beta-phosphoglucomutase activity. Bases 1 to 753 code for a protein of 250 amino acids. The record is from RefSeq and is a predicted model, not a curated record.
AUGCCACUAACAGAGAAACCUCUAUCGCUGAAAGUCAACGCCGCUUUGUUCGACGUCGAUGGUACUAUAAUCAUCUCGCAGCCAGCCCUUGCGGCCAUGUGGCAGGAUUUCGGUAAGGACAAGCCUUACUUCGACGCUGACCACGUCACCAAGAUCUCCCACGGGUGGAGAACUUACGACGCUAUCGCCAAGUUCGCUCCAGACUUUGCCAACCACGAGUACGUCGCCAAGUUGGAAGGGUCCAUCCCAGAGAAGUUCGGCCAACACGCCAUCGAAGUCCCAGGUGCCGUCAAACUGUGUAACUCCUUCAACGAGCUACCAAAGGAGAAAUGGGCCGUCGCUACGUCCGGUACCAAGGAAAUGGCCACCAAAUGGUUCGAGCUUUUGAAGAUCAAGAGACCUUCCAACUUCAUCACCGCCGCUGAUGUUGAACACGGUAAGCCAGACCCAGAGCCAUACCUAAAGGGCAGAAACGGUCUUGGGUACCCAAUCAACAAGGAGGACCCAUCGAAGUCCAAGGUUGUCGUCUUCGAGGACGCUCCAGCCGGUGUCGCCGCUGGUCAAGCUGCUGGCUGUAAGAUCAUCGGUGUUGCUACCACCUUCGACGUCGAAUUCUUGAAGGGUAAAGGUUGUGACAUCAUUGUCAAGGACCACAGAUCUAUUAGAGUCGGCGGGUACGAUGCUAAGACCGAUGAAGUCGAGUUGAUCUUCGACGACUACUUGUACGCCAAGGACGACUUGUUGAAGUGGUAA